AUGAAAUCCGGUUAUCUCCAUCUUCAUAACACCUACAAAUUUAGUCUAAUCGUAAAUUCUAAAAUAAAUAAAUUUGUAUCGGAUCAGACUUCUCAAAUAAUUAAAAUAAUGGAAAUGCCCCAGCUCAGCAUAGACCUCAAAUGUUUACGAAAUUGUAUGCGUAAUCUGUUUAUAGCUGGGGAUAUAAUACACUUGCAAGCAGUAACCCUAGGCAAGGCACUAUCCAAUACAGCCACUUUUCAAUGGUUUCUCCACAAGCAGACUAUAGGAAAUUUAGAACAUUUAGUUUAUGAAACCCAACAAGACUCCAAAACACUUUUAAUACACGUAUUGGUACAGGAUCAAGCUUUAAGUGGUAAAGCUCAACAAACUUAUGAAGUCAACUUAGCACCUUAUAAUGGUUCCUGUUCUAUAGAGCCCACGGUGGGAGAGGCUUUCUUUACAAAUUUCCAUAUAAAAUGUCAAAAUUAUGUGGACACAGACACACCCUUAAAUUAUGAAUAUUUGCAGGAAAAUGAAUUUCCUUUACAGCGCACCAAUGAGGCCGAUAUCCAUAUAAAACUGGCUCAGUGUAGUAAAGUUAUAAUUAAGAUUUGUGAUCAAUUUCAGGCCUGCUUUGAAAAUCACAUAAAAGUAGAGGUUAAGGCAUUAGAAGCGGUAAAGGAUGUGGGAAUUUUUAUUCAAAGUAAAGAAGUGGGUUUCAAGCAACUGUUUCUUAAAGGAGAUAUUCUAACUGCUAUGAUUUUAUUGAAAUCAUUAAGUAAAUCUAUUAAAACUAUUAAAGAUCUUGAGAUUAUAGAAAAAGAAAUGGAUGUAUAUGAAGUGAAAACUUUAAUAGAGAUCGAACAAUUUCUAGAAAUUAGCAAAAUUUUACUAACAAAUAAUUUACCUUUGACCUCAGCAAAAGCAAAUAUUUUUAAUAAAUAUAUUCUAAAAUUGCAUAAGGGCUUUAAAAGAAUUCACAAAGAUGCAGAACUUGUGACAUUUAAGAGAUUAUCUUAUGAAAAGUGUAGCCAGGAGUUAUUGCAAAUUAUGCAAUAUUUUGCACAAACCUGGGAAACUAUAAUACCAGUUCAAGUUAUUCCUGCAGCAGCAGUUACUUUUUCAAAUCCCUUACAGGAGAUAUAUCCAAUUUUAGAGGAUUUUAAUAUUAAUAUAGCAGAGCAAUUGCAAAAUUGGUUAAAGAGCUCGAAAAAUCUAAUGGAUUGUUUUAAUUUUAUGUUGGAGGGAGCUAAAGAGUUAUACACCCCCUGGGAACAGAUGUUCUCUUUAGAGAAGAAUAAUUUCUAUUUGAAAGUGUGGGCUUUUGAUAAUAGCAGUGAACAGGAAAUCGAGAUCAAUAAUAAACAAAUUAAAGUUUUACUUAAUGAGGCCUUUAUCAAGGAACUACAAGAAAACUUUCAGAAUACCAAUAUACUGCUGCAGAUGGCCUCCCUAAACUCAAAUCCUUUUUGGUGGUUUCCCAGUGAAAAUCCUUUAAGUACCGAAGUCUUUUUCUUUACAGCUCAUUUGCGGGUUCAACCUAUCAGAUCACAAUACACGAGGAUUUGA
Lucilia cuprina (Australian sheep blowfly) is the source of this 1551-nucleotide messenger RNA. RefSeq lists its product as uncharacterized. Lineage: Eukaryota; Metazoa; Arthropoda; Insecta; Diptera; Calliphoridae. The transcript is spliced from 2 exons. The record is from RefSeq and is a predicted model, not a curated record. Bases 1 to 1551 code for a protein of 516 amino acids.